GGCAGACCCCUGGGGAGGCAAAGGCCUCUGGCAGUGCCUUUCACUCAAGGUGACUUGGCAUCAUGGGCUGCGCAGCAAGUCUCUCUGCAAAGUAUUUGCCCGCCCCAAAAGUGGAGGAAGGGACUUCACAGGCGAGCAGUUCAGACCCACAGGAGGCCGUGCCGCCCUUGGAACCCCUUCCCCAGGGGCCUAAGAAAUGGACGCGAACGGAGAUGGGGCAGUUUACAGAGCCUCAGUUGGUUCGAUGGUUGGAGUCCUUGAAGAUCGACCUAAGCAGCGCGAUCUCGGGGGAACAUGCGCGGAUGCGUCUCUGGGAGGAGAUCCAGAACUCUCGUCCCGAGGCACUCGAGCAGGUGACCUCUCUGGCGGACUUAGAGUAUUGGCCUCUCCCCGAGAUGUUGCGUUGGCUGGAGUAUUUUGAUGCCCUUGAUGCCAAAGUUGCACCCAAGGACAAGCUGAUCGCAAUGCUCCUGGACCACGCUGAGGAAUUGCCACCCCCCAACUUUGGAGAAGAUGCCGAGGCCACCUUUUUAACCGAGGUGCAGCGACAUGUGACCUUGGUCAAGCAGGCCGCAACGACCAUCAUUCUCCAACUUUCCGAGGUGCUCUUGGAGGCAGAGGCCCAGCGAGAGAAGCAUCCGUGGUAUGCCAAUGGGAAGGCCCUGACAGAUUUCAAAGCAUCUGAGUUGAAAGGGGCCGAGGAGAUGAACAUCCAAUUUAUCGAGCUGCAAGCUGGGGAAGAGGUGGAUAUCACAAUUCAUGAGACCAGCGGCUGGGCUUGGGUGGUGAAGGAUGAUCAGCAGGGCUGGGUCCCAGCCACUGCUGUGACGGAGCUGGCAGUGGCACUGCAGGACUAUGCUGCAGAUGAGUCCGAAAGUGUGCAAUGUAAGGAGGGUGACCAAUUCGAAGUGAUCCUCCGUCACUAUAGCGGUUGGACUCUUUGUCGUAGACCCAAAGACAGUGAGGGAACUCCUUCCAAAGAUGCUGAAGGAUGGCUCCCAGACAACUGUCUAAGUGACCACCCCAGGAACCUCGCAACGAAACAGCAACGCUUGAUACAGUCGGGACUUCAUCGAUUAGCCGCGGAUCUGAACGAAGUGGAGCGGACCUUGCUUCGGAUCCGGACGGAAGGGGCAGGAGAGGAAGAUUCCCUGCAGGCCUUGCAUGCAAAGGUUUGCGGUUUGGCAGAGGAAUAUCGGCAAAUUGUGGCCGUGCUGCAAGCCAAUCCACAGCUUCUCGGGCAGGAGGCCCAGGAAGCGACCGAUUCAGCUGCCGUGCAAGAUGAGGCCAUUGAAGGCUUGCCGGGCUUGCCGGGCUUGCCGCCUUGGGUACGCGUCGAAGCGCAGUGCUAUUACGUCUCAAAGACGCAGAAGAAACUGAUGAGUGUGACCGUCAAGAGAGUCUGCGAAGUGCGACGGCAGGUCUUGGUGACCUUCAACGCAGAUCAAAAUGCACGGAAGAUCGUGGAUUUCGAGGCUUUUGAAGACAUGUCCAACUGCCCCUUGCAACCCAAGGAAAAAUCGCACCGCAAGGGUCGCAAGCGGCACGCGAAGAACGCCAAUGCCAAUGCUGAGGCCAACUUAGCUGAAGAAUUGCGAGGUCUUAUGCAGGUACUGGGUCCGGCGGAUGACCUGUCAGCCCCGUUGUCGCAGUCCAGUGAUAGCGAGUCGUCCUACGAGUCGGACUAUACCGAGUCCACCACCUCAGGCGGCUUUGAAAGACGUGCAUCCGGACGCAGUGCUGAGCUAGGGACUGAGGGCGGUGUGCCAGACUGGUCCGUGUUGGGGCGGAGGAUACCUCGAGACGUCUACAACGCCCAAAUCCAGGAUGCAGCCAAUUUGAUUUGUGCCGAGGAUUGCAGUGCCUUCGCGUUGUCGGAGGUCUGCGCUUUGAUUGAGGAGGCCCAGAGUAGCCCCAUGAUGGACUUGCGCGCUCUGCUCUAUGUGGUGGACAAAGUCUUUAAACACGCUGAGAGGGCCAGACAAAGUAAGGACCCGGAUCCACUGGCGGAUGAGAUGCUGAAGAAUUUCUUGCCCUACCUGAAAGAGUGGAUCUACAAAUACUUGACCUGUUCUCAACGUUCUCAAGCUUCGUUGGACAAGACCCGUGGUUUAGUAAGUCGAUGGCGAGAGAUGGGAUAUCUCUCAGUGGAACAACUCUUGCCUUUGGUGGAGCUUCUAGAUGCUCCUGCCAAGCCGAGCCGCUCCAGCCAGAGUCAGAGCCAGGGAGAAACGCAGGACUCACAAUCCUCCCAGCAGUCGCAGCCGCGGACUUCUGAAGGCCCCGUCAGCCUGUCGCGGAAGCGGACGGCCAUGGAGCCCACGGAGCCCACAGUCGGGCUGCAACCCACGCGGCGUCGGGUGACGCCGGGCCUCAGCGGCGCUUCCAAAGCCGACGCCGCAGGAAUCCCAGGGGGUUCCCAAAGCUUGGAAUCCAUGGAGUCCAGGAAUCGGCCACCAAAUCCGAAUUUAUCGACACCCAACCAGAUCAACCAGAUCAACCAGAUCAAGAAUGAUUCAAACACUUCACUGCAACCAGUUCCAUUGGCCCCAGCUCCUGUUCAGAGUGCACCGAAAGAAUCGCAGCGCUUGGAGAUUUGGAAAGUGCUGGGCGAUUGCCGAUGUUUGUUCCGCGCCGUGGUGCGGUCCAGAUUUUUGGACCAAUGCAAUGAGAUCCCCCGAAGUUCCAAAGGCGAGCCAUUGGAGGAACAGAGUCGCAUCAAAGAAUGCCAAUUUGCAGAUAAACUGCGUGCCACGCUCUGCAAGCUUUUUCGACAGCGGAAAGCUGAUGUGGCGCCGCUGCUGGAAGACCCUGCGGUGAAGGUGGAAGACUACAUCCAACGGAUGGAGGAUUGGAGAACUUGGGGCGACGAGAUCUGCUUGAAAUUCCUUCCAGACAUCAUUCAGUGUCCUAUCCAGGUCUAUUCCUUCAAUGCUCAGCAAGGAAGUUUUUUCGACGCGGGGAUGUAUCUCCCCAGCGAAAAGGACAAGCAGAGGAAUCCUUGUAUUGUGCUCUGGUACAAUGGCAAGUCGCACUACGACCUGGUGUCGACGCAUUGGCUGAUGGCUCGAGAAGAGGCCUUAGUGGCGGAGACGGCUGAUGGCCCAAGGCACUCUUCCGGUGCUGAGCAAAAAGGCCAGGCGCGAGAGGGCUGCAAGGCAGAUUCAGGUAGUUCCAAGGAGCUUUCCAAGCCGCCGCUGGCACCUUUGUCGCCGGAUCGCCGUGCGGGCGCCGUCUGCCUGGUGCAGAGUGUGCUUCGAGGCUAUCUGGCCAAGGAGGGCCUGCAACUUUUGCGCUGGGAGGCCGCAGCAGAGCGACAGCAAGCAGCCCAGAGCAUUGUCGCUGUGAUGCAACGCUUCCAGGUGCAAAUGGAUGUGCUUGCUUUUGCUGCCUUGUGCCGGAGCGUUCAAAUGGUGCAAGGCGCUUUCCGCAGCCACCAGUGCCGCCUGCUGCUCUGCACCCUGGCCUCAGAGCAGACGCUGCAGCGCCAGGCCGCCGCGCUGAUGCUGCAGACCGCGCAGCGGGGACGGGCGGCGCGACGGGAGCUGGCGCGGAGACGUGCCAGGAGGGACGGCCUGUUAUUGCUGAGCCCGGGCAAACAUCGCGCCAUUCGUCAGAUCCAGCGUUGUGGCUUGCGCUACUUGGCCUGCUGCGUGCUGCGAGAAGCGGAACGCUGUCGCUGGUGCAAAGCACGGACCAUCCAGGCAAAUUGGCGUGGGCACCGCUGUCGACGACAGUGGGAAGACGAAAUGUUUAAAUGGCGGCAGAGCAGACAGCAGGC
Cladocopium goreaui is the source of this 3781-nucleotide messenger RNA. NCBI's taxonomy places the organism in Eukaryota, Dinophyceae, Suessiales, Symbiodiniaceae. The record is from the annotation of a GenBank genome assembly.